AACACAGGCAAGUGUUACAAACGAAACUGCCCUUGGUUGCAUAGCUGUGCACCACCAUCCCUCAAAGCAAUGUUUUACUGCAUCAGGAAUGCAAAAUGACUCCAAGUCGAAAUCCGAGGGAUGCUCAACCAAAGUGCCAUUUAUCAUGUCAGACCACAAACUAACAACCCAUGGAAUCAUGACAUUUCCAAUGGUUCUAGGCCUGAAAAAGUUGGAUUUGAAAUUUCAGAAUUUGCAACAAAACUUUUAUCUUUGGGAGUUAGGCAAGUAGUUAUUUGUCAACUCUUUAGCCGUUUUAGACUAAGGUCAACCAGCAAACUAGAUGUUAAGACAUACAAUAAAAAUGCCUCAAUUGCAAACACUUAUUUAUAUCACAUCUGCCAAGUUGAAGAUAAUAUUUCAUUCUGGCAACAUGAUGGAUUUAGAAAUGCUGAGACUCCAAAUAUGGACUAUUAUUGUGAUGAUUUGGUGCACCUUAGUAACAGUUGA
Molecule: messenger RNA, 489 nt
Organism: Owenia fusiformis
Lineage: Eukaryota; Metazoa; Annelida; Polychaeta; Sabellida; Oweniidae
Source: the annotation of a GenBank genome assembly